UUUCAGAAAGAGCGUGUUAUCAGCGGAGUACGCAGAGUGGUGGUCUUCAGCUGGCCCCACCCACUUCUCGACAACAUGUCAUCGGCGGCUCAACUGCUACUGGAUUCGGCGGUGCGAGACGACGACGAUCCGAUCUUUCUUUAUCAUCAUCUGAAUGCUAGUCUAGAAGCAGCAAAAGAUGCAGUUAAUGCUACUUCUGUAAAACAAAUUCUCGAAGCUCAAACUCAUUAUCUAUUCAACGAUACUAUCUUUGGACCAAGUCCAGCAAUGGAGUCUACACCGGGAAGAUCACUCAUUCAAAAUCUCUAUUACUUCUACAUGCCAUUCUGCGUUUUUGUUGGGCUCACUGGCAAUACUAUGGUUUGGAUUUUGAUCAGAAGCAACCGAAUGUUGAAUAAACUUCCAACGAACGUCUAUCUCCUGUGCCUGGCAGCAAUGUCAUCAAUCUUCUUGCUUUCAUUACUAGUGUUUUGGAUAGAAGAGGUCGCAUAUAUCUACUUCUAUGACAUAUUCCAAGAUUCAUUGCUCCGAAAUUCCUACUACAGUUGCAUUUUCAACACGUUCUUGGCGCAUGUCUGCGAUUUUGCAUCAGUAUGGUUGAUUGUGCUAGUUGGAUUGGAAAGACUAUUGCUACUUUACAGGAAAACAAGAGGAUUAACUUGUGAAAAAGCCCGUGCCCAAGUGUUCAUCCUUCUCGGCUUCGCAAUGGUCUUCAAUGGAUGGAUCCUUUUUGUUGCUGAUAUGGAUGAAGAAGGCCAGUGUGACAUUAAAAUUGAAUUUGUUGGAAUGUAUCAAACUAUGACUAUUGUGGAAACGAUCAUUUGUAUGCUGGUCCCAUCGGUUCUAAUAAUUACUUGCAACUGUCUAGUUGUGAGCAAAUUGAAUAGCCACAUCAAAAAAAAUCCAGGAUCUCCGGCAGUGUCCUUCAAUACUGCGGAUGUGGUGCUGACCACUCAGACAUCAGCACCAAGUGCUACAUUGAAAAGCUACACACGAAUAUCAAGCAGAUUCUCAAUCGAUGUUGAAAAGGCACCAAAGAAGAAAAAGAAGGGAAUACGAUAUACGGAUAUUCAAUUGACUCGGUCACUUCUUGUUGUCACAUGGGCAUUUAUUUUGUUAAAUAUUCCAAAUUAUGGAUACAGAAUUGCCAGCAUUUUAUUUGGAAUCUCAGAGCAGUCCUCCUUGAUGACUGCAAUUUCUCUUGGAGCUCACGUAUUUCUUUACACUCAUCAUGCAUUCCUAUUCUACCUUUACAUUUUCUACUCACCACAGAUGAAGCGUCGUCUGAAACCAACUGCAAUGAAAUUGCUCGAAUGUUACUGUUUUAAGCCACCCGGUGAUUAUACUGAUCAUACUUAAAGAUCUAAUGUUUUUGCAACAAUGAUAUUAUGAUACGGGUAUUUAUUUAUAUGGUUUUGAUACAUAAUUUUUAUCAAUAAUAAAGUGAUUAAUAUAUUAA
Caenorhabditis elegans is the source of this 1459-nucleotide messenger RNA. It is a transcript of the gene sphr-1, whose product is annotated as G-protein coupled receptors family 1 profile domain-containing protein. Gene Ontology annotation, molecular function: G protein-coupled receptor activity. The transcript has 7 exons. The coding region runs from base 76 to 1359 and encodes 427 amino acids. The record is from RefSeq and is marked reviewed. NCBI's taxonomy places the organism in Eukaryota, Metazoa, Nematoda, Chromadorea, Rhabditida, Rhabditidae. Gene Ontology annotation, cellular component: membrane. Gene Ontology annotation, biological process: G protein-coupled receptor signaling pathway; signal transduction.